AUGACAAAACGUAAGAAUUCAAAGCAAGGACCCUCGAAUCCAACAUCCCCAACCAACAAGACAACUCCUACGGUGCCGCCAAUCACGUCGAGUACCCAUGAUUCUAAGCAUGAGCCAAGCAAAGAUGCCAGCAAAAAUCACGGCGACACUCAAUACCCACCAAUCCCACCCCCACAUGCACCCAGCAGCUUCUUAGAUCCUAAUUUCAUCAAGUUACAAACCAUAGCCAGUGACCUGCGUCCUUACUUACUAUCCAAUUGGGACGUCAAGAUGAUCAAAAAAAUUACCAAGCCCCAAAUUUAUCGUAUUAUGAUCCAUUUUGAUCCUUCAACUAAAUCCUGUCCGAAUCAAUUGAAAGACCUGUUGAUUGCUACAUACGAAAAGGAGGUCAAGCCGUUGAUAGAACGUUAUUAUCCACUCUCCCAACACGCUGCUGGCGAUGCGAUGGAAACCAAACAAACAACCAAGCCAGAUCUAGAUUUUGAUCCACUCAGCAGCAAAACGACUUGUCAGAUGCUUAGAAAUGCCAUCGAAAGCAUAGAGCCGGACGUUGACAUACCGAAAACAGCUCGCCGUGAAGGUUUGCUUUGUCUAUACAAGGCCUAUGUUGACCACGAUAUUACCAUACCGAAAGAUUCUCAAUGGACUUCCAAACCUCGAGUCCUAGCGGUUGACCAACUUAAGCGAGAGACUGUUGAAGAUCUUUGA
Messenger RNA from Melampsora larici-populina 98AG31, 708 nucleotides. RefSeq lists its product as uncharacterized. Lineage: Eukaryota; Fungi; Basidiomycota; Pucciniomycetes; Pucciniales; Melampsoraceae. The record is from RefSeq and is a predicted model, not a curated record. Bases 1 to 708 code for a protein of 235 amino acids. The transcript has a single exon.